Molecule: messenger RNA, 1506 nt
Organism: Chaetomium globosum CBS 148.51
Lineage: Eukaryota; Fungi; Ascomycota; Sordariomycetes; Sordariales; Chaetomiaceae
Exons: 4
Coding region: 1-1506 (501 amino acids)
Biological process (GO): regulation of membrane potential; proton export across plasma membrane; sodium ion export across plasma membrane
Cellular component (GO): plasma membrane
Molecular function (GO): sodium:proton antiporter activity
Source: RefSeq, a predicted model, not a curated record
AUGCCGAACCUCGAUGUCAGCGAAUUGAACAUCGUGUUGAGCGUCCUUGUCCCUGCCGUCGUCAUCGGCGUCGUCCUCGGGCCCAUCGCCGCCAAGUUCCUCGACAGCUCACGAUGGGCAUCGGCCGCCGACGGCCAAACAUCGGCCAUCACGCUCGGCAUGGCCCGGGUCGUCAUCGGGGUACAGCUAGUCAUCGCGGGCUUCCAGCUGCCGGCCAAGUACCAGCAGCUGCGGUGGAAGGAGAUGGCGCUGUGCCUGCUGCCCAUCAUGACCGUCAUGUGGCUGUGCACCACACUCUGCCUUCUGGCGACGGUGCCCCGGAUCACGCUCCUCGCCGCGCUGGUCAUCGGCUCGUGCGUGACCUGCACCGACCCCAUCCUCUCGCAGGCCAUCGCCAAGGGGCCCUUCGCCGGACAAGUUCGUCGGCCGCCACCUGCGCGAGAUCAUCUCGUCCGAGGCCGGCGCCAAACGACGGCAUUUGGGUUCCCCAUUCCCUCCAUGCUCGCCGUCUACCUGAUCCGUCAUGCCGACAUCCCGGGCGCCGGAGCCGCGCAUGGCGAGGAGGCCGGGCUGGUGGCUCGCGCGGGAGAUGUGGGACGGCUCGGCGGCGGUGUUGGGGUUGCGAUGCAGAACUGGUUCGUGGAGACGUGGCUGUACAUCGUUUUGAUGUCGGUGGCUAUUGGUGCGCUGGUCGGCGGUGUCAGCAUGUUCGCCCUAAGGUUUGCGCUGCGCAAGAAGUGGGUUGAUUCGGAGAGCUACCUUCUGUACCCUACUGCCAUUGGCGUGAGCAUCCCCAUCUCUUACAUGGAUUCCACGGAGGACCGGCAUGACGAGGUCAACUCGUGCAUGGACGUUCUCCUCAACUUUGGCGGCUUCAUGUACAUCGGCACCAUCAUCCCAUGGAGCGAGUUCAACCAGCCCGACACGACCGGCCUCACCUACGGACGGCUCAUCGGCCUUGGCGUGCUUGUCUUGUUGUUCCGGCGCAUCCCAGCCAUCUUGAUGAGCUACAAGUUCAUGCCGGCGGUCUGCAAGAAUUACAAAGAGGCCCUGUUCAUGGGCUAUUUUGGUCCGAUCGGCAUUGGCGCCGUGUUCUACGUGGAGCACGCGCGUCAUCUCUUCCCGGAGCUGGGCGAGGGUGACGCCGAGGAGACGGACCUGGUCCGGGCCAUGGUGCCAGUGGUGUACUGGCUCGUGCUCUUCUCCAUCGUCGUACAUGGCCUCUCGAUCCCGGCGCUCAAUCUGAUCUACCGCCUCUGCGGCGUCAAGCCGAUCCAGGAGGACGCCGUCGAACUCCGGCGCAUGUCCACGCGCGUAGUCACGCCGGUUAAUGCCACAGUGGGUGACAGCGAUACCUUCAUCGCCUACAACCGCUUUUCGCGGCCCGUCUUUAACAAGGCGGACCUACCUCCGGUGAACGGGGUUGGUGCGGGGGACGACGAUUCCAUCGCAGAGGAGAAGACGCGCGUCCAAAGGCGGUACUCUCGCCGGGUUCAGGUUGUUUGA